UUUUAGUCACUUUUAACGCAUUUACGUAAAUUUUGUGAUUAAUAAGAAAAAAGUUAAUUUUUUGAAUUAAAUAGUAAGAUGUCUCGCAACUUGCAAAGAUUUUUCAUAAAUUGUCGCAAUCAACUGGCUGGCCGUAAUGGGAGUUUCAAUAAAACACAAAAUUUAACGGUGCAACAAUGUCGUUUUGCGGCAACAGAUCCCGUAAAGGGAAAAGGACCAAUUACAUGGAAAAGUUUUGCUGCCAUAGGUGGUAUGGGGGCAGUUGGUCUAGCCUUUAUGCUGUACGUUAAACACGAAAAGGAAGAAGCUAUUUUAAAGGAACGUAAGCGUCAGUUGGGCAAGGCCGCAAUUGGUGGACGGUGGGAGUUGAUAGAUGCCCAAGGUAACUUGAGAAAGUCUGAAGACUUUUUGGGCAAGUGGCUAUUAAUAUAUUUUGGUUUUACCCACUGUCCCGAUAUAUGUCCUGAUGAAUUGGAAAAAAUGGCUGCUGUGGUUGAUGAAAUUGAAAAGUCUCCUCAGAACUUGGAAGUACAACCCAUAUUCAUCACAGUCGAUCCAGAACGUGACUCCAAAGAAGUUGUGGCUAAAUAUGUCAAGGAAUUUUCUCCAAAGUUGCUGGGUCUUACCGGUACUGUGGAACAAAUAAGCAAAGUUUGCAAAGCAUUUAGAGUUUAUUUCUCAGCCGGUCCCCGUGAUCAAGAUAAUGAUUAUAUCGUUGAUCAUACCAUUAUUAUGUAUUUAGUAAAUCCCGAGGGUGAAUUUGUCGACUAUUAUGGCCAAAAUCGUGACAAAGAUCAGUGUGUUAGUUCAAUAUUAAUGAACGUAGCCAAAUGGAAUUCAUUGAAUAAGAAAUCGUGGUUCAGUUGAAUUCCAAUGAAACUUAAUACAUUUUAAUAUGCUGUUAUCUGUACAAAAAAGAGUUGUAUAUGAAAUUUACUUUAAUUUAAGGCGCUUGAUUGCAUUAUCUUUUUCUUGAAAUAAAAUAUUUAUAACAAA
Calliphora vicina (urban bluebottle blowfly) is the source of this 996-nucleotide messenger RNA. It is a transcript of the gene Scox, whose product is annotated as protein SCO1 homolog, mitochondrial. The coding region runs from base 79 to 867 and encodes 262 amino acids. Gene Ontology annotation, molecular function: copper ion binding; copper chaperone activity. The record is from RefSeq and is a predicted model, not a curated record. Gene Ontology annotation, biological process: mitochondrial respiratory chain complex IV assembly; intracellular copper ion homeostasis. Gene Ontology annotation, cellular component: mitochondrial inner membrane. The transcript is spliced from 2 exons. Lineage: Eukaryota; Metazoa; Arthropoda; Insecta; Diptera; Calliphoridae.